AUGUUCAUCAUGGUUGUAUUUGGAGUAGAAUAGCUACAGUUUUCUUCCGAAGAUAGCAUUGUAGUGCUCUUGAGGAGUUUUUAGUGGUUUUUAGGUAAGAAAUAAUCAACUAUAAUCAGUCUGAAUAGAUUUAAGAAACCUGUCAUCUUUUUUGUUUUCUCUGUUUUCUUUGUUUUCUUAAACUUAGUCAGUUUGUACAAUACAUAGUGCUUAUGUGUGGUUUUAAAUGUUGGGAAAAUUAAACUGGGGUUUAAUGGAAUUGUGGUCUAAUGCAGCAACUUCUAUUGAUAAGUCAUCAAAGUUGUUUUACAGAAGAGCUUUUUUAGUCCUGGCUUUUAGCCCAAGGUCAAUCUGGUUUCACUGAAGUUGAUAAAAUUUCUGAAGUGUUUUCUUUCUCUUAAGUGUUGGUUGUUGCUCCUGCCCCAGCCAGACAUGAAAAUCUGCCAUCACUGUGCUCGUUGCUGUGGAAGCAGUUUCCAUCUUGCACAGCAGCAUGAAGAGUCAGACUGCAGACUUUUGAAUGCAGUAAAUUCUGUCAGGGUGGAGACAAAGUUGUUUGUGCUGUUACGAAUAUAUGAAUAUUCAGUCUAAAUGUCUGAAUUCUGUCACUUAGAAAAAGCUGUGUAGUGUUCACUCUCUGAGUUUUGAGAUGUUGCUUCCAGUGCUUGGUUAUAAUCACAGGUACUUUAACUUGCUCCAAAAUAACCAGUUUAUUCCAUAUUUGCUGAAUUGGAUUCAGUCUCACAGAGUUGCUGCAAUUGUUCUACACAGGCAAACAUGUGACAGACCUCACAUGGUAUUAACAGGGUGUGUGCAGGUAAAAAAUGCAGGUUUGGGUGCAGGUCUGUAGCAACUGAUUUUUUUGUGCUUUUGGUUUCAGCAGUCUGAGAAGUUGGUGCUUCUUACACUCUCAGUUUAUCUUGGUAAUGAAAAGAGGAAGUGAACCAGAUCACAUCAAAUCAAGCUGAUGUCUGUGUUCUCACAGUCACUGCUCCUGGAGGAUCUCAUCAGUCUCUGAAUGUGCAGGAGUGUGGCUGUUCUGGUUUCCGCGUGUCUCGAGCGAGCCCUGCGGCCGAGAUGGACACGGACGGCUUUGGAGAGCUGCUGCAGCAGGCAGAGCAGCUGGCAGCCGAGACCGAGGGCAUCUCGGAGCUGCCGCACGUGGAGCGCAACCUGCAGGAGAUCCAGCAGGCCGGGGAGCGGCUGCGCUCCCGCACGCUGACCCGCACCUCCCAGGAGACCGCGGACGUGAAGGCAUCGGUUCUUCUUGGGUCUAGAGGGCUUGAUAUAUCCCACAUUUCUCAGAGACUUGAGAGUCUAAGUGCAGCCACUACAUUUGAGCCUCUUGAACCUGUGAAGGACACUGACAUCCAGGGUUUCCUGAAGAAUGAAAAAGAUAAUGCAUUGCUGUCUGCCAUUGAAGAGUCUAGGAGGAGGACUUUUGCCAUGGCUGAGGAGUAUCACCGAGAAUCAAUGCUGGUUGAAUGGGAACAGGUGAAACAAAGGAUUCUUCAUUCUCUGCUUGCAUCAGGGGAAGAUGCUCUUGAUUUCACCCAGGAAAAUGAGCCCAGCUACGUGGGGGAGGUGGGUCCUCCAGGCCGCAGCUCCAUGGACAGUGUGGAGAUGGCAUAUGCUCGUCAGAUUUAUAUUUAUAAUGAGAAGAUAGUGAAUGGACACCUGCAACCUAACCUGGUGGACCUCUGUGCUGCUACUGCAGGCCUGGAUGAUAAGAACAUCUCUGAGAUGUGGGCCAUGGUGAAACAAAUGACAGACGUCACCCUGGUGCCUGCCAGCGAUGCCCUGAAAGUCAGGACCAACAUGGAAGUGCGCAUGGAGUUCGUGAGGCACGCUCUGCACUACCUGGAGGAAAGUUACAAAAAUUACACUUUUGUGACAGUCUUUGGAAACCUGCACCAGGCUCAGCUGGGUGGAGUCCCAGGCACCUACCAGCUGGUCCGCAGCUUCCUGAACAUCAAACUCCCAGCAUCAGUCCCUGGUCUGCAGGAUGGUGAGGUGGAGGGCCAUCCUGUGUGGGCGCUGAUUUACUACUGCAUGCGCUGCGGAGAUCUGACUGCAGCCAUGCACGUGGUGAAACGGGCACAGCACCAGCUGGGGGAGUUCAAAACAUGGUUCCAGGAGUACAUGCACAGUAAAGACAGAAGACUGUCUCCUGCCACAGAAAACAAACUGCGUCUUCAUUACAGACGAGCUCUGAGGAAUAACACUGACCCCUACAAAAGGGCUGUUUAUUGUAUUAUUGGUCGUUGUGACAUUACAGACAACCAGAGUGAAGUUGCUGAUAAAACAGAAGAUUAUCUUUGGCUAAAACUGAACCAAGUGUGUUUUGAUGAGGGUGGUGCGAGCUCUCCGCAGGACCGGCUAACGUUAUCCCAGUUCCAGAAGCAGCUGCUGGAGGACUAUGGUGAAUCACAUUUUGCAGUGAACCAGCCACCGUUCCUCUACUUCCAAGUGCUGUUCUUGACAGCCCAGUUUGAAGCCGCGAUUGCUUUUCUUUUCCGGACAGAGCGCUUGCGCUGUCACGCUGUUCAUGUUGCUUUGGUUCUGUUUGAGUUAAAAUUGCUCCUGAAAGCAUCUGGCCAAAGUGCACAGCUAUUAAGCCAUGAAGCUGGUGACCCUCCUGGUGUCAGACGUUUAAAUUUUGUGCGGCUUUUGAUGCUUUACACCCGUAAGUUUGAAUCAACAGAUCCAAGGGAAGCUCUGCAGUACUUUUAUUUUCUCAGGAAUGAGAAGGACAGCCAAGGAGAGAAUAUGUUCCUGCGCUGCGUUAGUGAAAUCGUCAUCGAAAGCAGAGAGUUUGAUAUGAUUCUUGGAAAGCUGGAAAAGGAUGGUAGUAGGAAGCCUGGAGUGAUAGACAAGUUUACAAGUGACACAAAAUCCAUUAUUAACAAAGUGGCUUCUGCAGCAGAAAAUAAAGGAUUGUUUGAAGAAGCUGCAAAACUCUAUGACCUUGCAAAGAACCCUGACAAAGUUUUAGAGCUGAUGAACAAGCUCCUUAGUCCAGUUGUUCCCCAGAUCAGCACUCCCCAGUCAAACAAGGAGCGUUUGAAGAACAUGGCCCAUUCCAUUGCUGAGAGGUACAAAGCACAGGGCAUAAGUGCGAAGAAAUCCAUUGACUCCACGUUCUACCUUCUGCUAGACUUAAUCACCUUUUUUGAUGAAUAUCACGCUGGUCACGUUGACAGGGCCUUUGAUAUUAUUGAACGCCUGAAGCUUGUACCUCUUAGCCAAGAUUGCGUCAAGGAGAGAGUCGCUGCCUUCCGGAAUUUCAGUGAUGAAAUCAAACACAAUUUAUCUGAGGUUCUGCUUGCAACCAUGAAUAUUUUAUUCACCAAGUAUAAGAGGAUGAAAGGCACAAGCCCAACCACUCCUGCCAGACCCCAGCGGGUAAUGGAAGACAGAGAUUCGCAACUUCAGUCUCAAGCUCGGGCACUGAUAAUGUUUGCUGGGAUGAUCCCAUACAGAACAUCAGGAGACACCAACGCAAGACUGGUGCAAAUGGAGAUCCUUAUGAAUUAG
Passer montanus (Eurasian tree sparrow) is the source of this 3537-nucleotide messenger RNA. RefSeq names its product nucleoporin 93 (gene NUP93). Lineage: Eukaryota; Metazoa; Chordata; Aves; Passeriformes; Passeridae. Gene Ontology annotation, biological process: poly(A)+ mRNA export from nucleus; protein import into nucleus. Gene Ontology annotation, molecular function: structural constituent of nuclear pore. The coding region runs from base 1078 to 3537 and encodes 819 amino acids. Gene Ontology annotation, cellular component: nuclear pore. The record is from RefSeq and is a predicted model, not a curated record. The transcript has 22 exons.